This is a messenger RNA of Ixodes scapularis (black-legged tick), 6847 nucleotides long. RefSeq lists its product as uncharacterized. The transcript is spliced from 9 exons. NCBI's taxonomy places the organism in Eukaryota, Metazoa, Arthropoda, Arachnida, Ixodida, Ixodidae. The record is from RefSeq and is a predicted model, not a curated record. Bases 578 to 1735 code for a protein of 385 amino acids.
CGCUUCUCCGUCGCCCCGGCAACGGCCGAGCAUGCGCAGAACGUGCCAGGGUGGAACGCUUGGCGAAAAAUCCCCACGAGUCCUGCACGCGCCUUUCCCCCUUUUAACAUCAUCACAAGAUAGUUCCGCAGCGCCGCCUAGCAUGCGUCUGUAGCACCUCCGGCGCGUCUCGCAGCAUGUCACACAACAAGCGCAAUGCUACAGGCAGCGACGCGACGACGGACGCUUCCGCCGCUUUGCGGCGGCUCUCAUGGAGCUUCAGCGUGUAUCCCGCUUGGGGCGGGUUGGGGUUCCACUAACAAUGACGUCAUGCGCAGACCUUUUCUAUUAGGUGGGAGUUGGUCGGUGCCGGUCCCCCUUUCUGCCCUUUCUGCACGGCGCGCCCGGCGUGCCGCCCGCCCAGGGGCGACGCAUCGUACGAUCAUGACGUAACAGCCUUUCCUCGCACUGGGAGCUCAUUCAACUCGUGGACUUCUCCGCUUCUCUCCUCAUCAUCAGAAUCAUCUCUUCGGCGUGCGCCGGGAACGGAACAUGGCCAACUAGACUCGUUCGCUGCCGUUCUCGUCGUCCACCGGCUAUGCAGUGUUCCCUGAGAGUGGUGCUGGUGCGAUGGGCAUCAUCCAGUGUGGUGCGAUGCUCCCUGUCUACCUCCGUGGUGCGCCACCAGAUUGAGGCAGUCGCCACCACGCAGGUGCUGGUGCCCAGUGGCCGAGGGGUGCUGAAAAAGAAAGAGGAAGCCAAGGAGCAGAGUGCCUCCGACUGGCCAUACACGGACCGCUGGGUCACUGUCCGCACGUGUGGGGAGCUCUACCGCGACUGGAGGCACUGGAAGCCCGGCUACCAGAACGCACCCCCACAGGGCAUCGAGGUGCCCGUGCGCUACCUGCACACGGGCCUGGACCGUGCCUGGGACGCCGGGCGCCCCACGGUGCUCCUGCUGCACGGGGCACCGGGCAGUUACCGGGACUUUACCGACCUUGUGCCGUUCUUGGACCGGGUGGGAGCCACCGUCGUGUCUCCGACCUGGCCGGACCUGAAGCUGAGCUACCGCGUGGGCACUUUCUGGCACUCCGCGGAGGAGAAGACGCACCUGCUGGCAGACUUCCUCCGGGCCAUCAACAUCAGCAAGAUCGACCUGGUGGUGGCCCACAGCAGCGCCAUCUACCCGAGCCUGAACAUGAUGACCCGUCCGGGCAUGCCUGCGGUGGGAGGCCUGGCCCUUCUCGCGCCUGCGGGUCACCAGCUCGUGCGGGCCAUCCGACCGCUGCCACUGAUGCGGGCCUUCGCGGUGCACUACACGAAUCCCCGGUACCAGGGCUUCAUGCGGCGCCUGGGAAUCGCCAUCAUGAAGUGCACCCGCAAUCCCAUCAAGCCCAACAUGGAGGAUGCCAUCAUGUCACUCCAGACCAUGAUCUUCUCGGACUACGACCAGGCAGGGCACAAGAUACAGCAGGUGGCAGAGAGCGGCACUCCGCUGCUGAUUGCCUUCAGCGAGAACGACCGGGCCAUCAACCCGGAGGUCAUCUUUAACAUGGUGGACCUGAUUGGCACCCGCAACGAGGACCUCUGGCUCUACGACGCUGACGGCAAGCUGGCCAGAGAAGGUGCCCAAGAAGGCUCGAAGAAGGUGCUGCUCUUCAAGAAGGGAGGCCACUACCUGUUUCGCCGUCACCCAGAAGUCAUCAACUCGGCCAUUUUGGAAUGGCUACACAGGGUCUGCCCACCGGGCAAGUGACCACGAUGACUACACCCUCAGUUGCAGCAACCUCCAGUUGUGGCAUCCCUCAGUUGCGGCAUCCCCCAGUUGCGACAUCCCCUAGUUGCGGCAUCCCCCAAUUGCGGCAUCCCCCAAUUGCGGCAUCCCCCAAUUGCGGCAUCUCCCAGUUGCGGCAUCCUCCAGUUGCCACCCACCCCAGUCACAGCAUCCCCAGUUGCAGCACCGCCUAGUUGCAGCUUCCUCUAGGUGCAGCAACUCUUAGUUGUGGUGGCCCUAGCUGUCAGCCUGGGACAGUGGCAAGUUACACGUGAUCCUUGCUGCUUUCUUUCUCGCUGGCUCGAGAAGGGACUGCAGUUGGCUUCAUGUGAACCGUUUUACGUCCACAUAUUUUGUAUCCUUGGCCCUAGCACCCUUAGACGGAGACCUAGGGACAUAUGAGGGUUGAAAGUGCAGGUAUGUAUUAUUAAGCACUCAUUCAAGGGCCUUUUUUGAUACAGUAUCCUUUCUAAUAUAUGCAGCACCUGUUUAGAUAUAGUGCCUAUUGUAAUAGCCAUGGGCUUGGAUAGGGCGACUUCCAGUAUGGCAUCUCUUUGGUGUGACCUUUGUUCUAAACUGGUGUCUGAUAAAGGGUGAUCGCAUGGUAUACUAUAGGUCACUUGAUCCUAAUGAAUCAGUACUAUAUUCAACUUGCUUUCAUUUCAUCCAUCUUUUGUAGUUCUGUCUUUAUUUUAUUUUAUUUAGAAAAGCUGAAUCUCAAUUAUGGCUGCAUUAGGCUUUGGAGUAGAGGGCUCUUGACCCUUUAUGCAAGUAACCAAGGACAAUCCAACAAUGACUUAGGCUUGAAUCAACCGGUAAUUUUUUAUGAAUGCAUGUUGUUUUGUCUCAGGAAUGUUUGUUCUCUUUCCCCUCGGAAGUUUUCAGUUCGCUUCAGGACUGCAAUGGAAAGCAGUGCUGCAACUUGUUUUUUAGUUGUUACUCUUGCAGGAUUAAGAGCAGCGGAAAAGUGUACCUUGCUCUCGUAAACCUCUUACUUGCUCUUGAAACCAGCACAACAAAGGUUUACUGGAUUUAAUAUUUCUUUGGUGACAUUUGGCAAAAUCGGUGUAGAAUUUUGUUUUCUGCAAGAUUUAAAGGCACUAACAGUACAAGUGCAAUAAAGUUUAUUUGUACCAAGCUUUGCAUUUAGCCUUCGACUACAAACAUAACCUUGCUUUAUAAAGUUGUCUGAUUGUGUUUGCACCGAAGACAUCCAACCAAGAUCUUCCUAAGUCUCAUAGAAAUCUGCAACUUUUGACAAGGUCCAUACAACAAGAGUAUUUUGUGACAGCACUGUCGCUGGUGAAACCUUGGAGCACCGGGCUUUAAACAGUACUCGCUAUUCUCAAGCCUACGGACCAGAACCAGAAAAGAGACAUUGAAUGCUUGUUGGAGGUAGCAUUCACCUUCAGCACCCUUAGGUGCACUUCUUGCUGAUUGUCCCGAUGAUGUCAGAAAUCACUCAAGUAGGAUUUAUAUUCUCUUCACCUUUUUUCUACCCUCGGAUAAUCUCACACUGGGUAUUCUGGAGCUCAUAGUAUACUGUAACUCCUCCUGUAAUGCUGUUGAAACUGGUCUGAGUCAGAAGAAAAGACCAACAAAGUUUCUAUACCUACUGUAUGUUCUGAAUGCCUGUGGGUUUGUAGGCGAAUUUCUUGUCAUCCUUCGUGCUUUCUCUGUAGGAGUAAUAGAAAUGCUGUAGUAUGAGUGAUUGUUAGCCUCUUGAAGUAGGCCUGUAAGCGUUCGCUGUCUGUGUAAAACAAUCGGUUUCGCGCGCUCUUUCGACGAAGGUGGCAGUUCUCUGCACGCCGUUGGGAAAGUGUGAGGAGGUUGGGUGAGUGCUGGACACUCCCAGGCACUUCUGAAUUUCGGCACCCCUUGAAGCUGCGAUAUCUACACUCAUUCCGUCUCUUGCUGCACAUUGCUCGGCUCUGUAGCCCUACAGCACUUUCCCAUUAGGCACUUUCUGGGUUUUGAUUAUGUGAAGAGUGCUAACAUAAUCUUUUGGUUGGUAGUUUCAUGGAAUCGCAUUGCUGUAAUACACUCAGAAAGCGAUGAAAUGUGGCAUACCAACAAACAUUAUUACUGUUUCCGUGCAAAGCAGACAAUGAGUUUAUGGUAUACGGACACUGUGUUCACUUUUUGACCACUGUGGCGCCUUUCGUGUUCUGCUUUCAACUGAUACGUAGACAGGAGCUCUGGAAUAUAAGUCUUAAUCUGCAUACCCCCGCUCUGACAAGUAACCCGUCGCAAGCGAUCUCGACCUUCGUUUCACUUGUUCCAUUUCCCAAUUGUUGGGAGUCUGCUCUCAGUUCUCCUUUGUUUACACUAUUUUUUCUGUGUGUUAUGUUUUUGUUCUUCUGCACCAUUUUCAAGCUGCAUACAUUGGAGCACUACUGUCGUUAUGGUUUUGUGUAAAGACUUCUGUGCUUUGCAAUAGAACAACAUUUUUCUCCAUUUCUGUCGAGCAAAGAGCGGUGCCAAGUGUUCGGACUUGAUAAAAAAAUUCUAGAAUUUCAAGCAUGACUAGCAUCUGGCAUCUUUGAUGUGCAUAAAAAAAAUUUCUUUCUCUUUAUCUUUAUUUUUUGCCUUUCAAUCUAUUUUUUGUCACUCUAUCUUGUUUGUGACGGUUGUGUCAGGGUGCCGGCUUUAAGCAAACACUGGACCAUGUUGUGAGAUUAACGUAAUGUCCCUAGAUGUAACUGUGAAUUCGUAAAGAGGUUGAAAGAAAAAGGCGAGACCGUACUAUCACAAUCAAAAUGAGUGAGUACACAGCUCCGCAUGGCCCGCGGUACUAUGAGUGCCCCCUGUCGAUUGCUUUUUGAAGUAUAAGUGCACCUUGCCGUUGAAACAUAACAUCUUUAGCAAUUGCCACACCACUCUGCACUUCCAGAUCGUCUGCCAGCGAAAAACGGUCGGCGAAACCGCAAAACUGUUCACCAAUGACAAAGAGCAUUUUUUUGCUAACGAUGUGCGCCAGCAAAAAUAACUUGUAAUAUUUUUAGGGUCAUCCUUUUGAUUAGGAAGUUUUAGUAGAUGAUUUUCAUGGCUCCGUUAACAAUACCCGAUGCCUCGCUAACGCCUUUAAGCAUGCAUCAUAUUGUUAUCGGAGGUAUCAAAACAAUCAACAAAGAUUGCCUAUUAUUUACUUUGCGUGAGUUCGGCGAGAGCAUAUGACCACCAAUGUGCACAGACAAGAAGUUAGCACAGUGCUAGCUUAUGCGAUACCUUUUGCUCCCUGGUACUGUAAAAGCAACAUGACACAACAUAAAGUAAUUGCAAUUCGGCGCGUGUCACGGGUCCAACAUUGUAUUAUUCUUUUUGAUACUGAUUUUCCCCGCAAGAAUUAUAUGCACUAACAGACGACCCGGAAGUGCAGAGUGGUGCAGCGAUCGCCACACGAUAUGUCUCGACCACAAGGUGCGCUCAUACUUGAAAGAGCAAUCGCCAGGGGGCACUGAUAGCACUUGGGCUACGCGGAGCGGUGUUUGCACUGGCAUUGAUUGUGAUGGUACAACCCGAUACAGCCUAUUGCUUUGUACUAUCUUAUGAACAACUGAUGUUUGCUUCGAAAGGUAUAGUGUUCACCUCAACACAAAUACUGCUUUGGCCAUUUUGAGUGUUGUGUGUCGGAAGCAGCAUGCGCAUCAUUUUCACAUUAGCAGCAAGUACCACUUGCUCGCGCACAUGCCGAGUGAGCUGUGUGGCCUUGAAAGCCAUCCACCCCUAAGCUGAUAGUGCGGUGGAAGCUAUGUGCUCAUUAGACCAGUCGCACAUCUAUUUUUUGCCACAUGAUUAUGCUCCUGCUCUGCGCAGAGAGUGGGCUGAAGUGACAAGAGGGAGGCAGCUGAUUGGCCCGGCAAAGGCGGUGGCCCCACCGCUGUCGGCUCGGGGAUGAACGGCUUACGGAAAGACAGUUUCAUGAUAAGACGUUUGUGAGAAAAUGUUUGGGCUGCUUUCGGGCCAAAAUUUGCGCUUCCGAGCACCUGACAUUUUAAAAACAUGUGGAGGCGAUGGCUCUUAAAAGUAUCGAACCAUAAACAAAAUUUAGCGACUCCUGAAGGCCAUCAUUUUUACACCCUUGAUGUCGGUCUUUGUCUCACGUUUGUUUUGACUUGUGCUUUGAAAUUUCCUGUUAGUAACAGGGGUAGCGAUGUAUAUAUGAGCUCUCAUCUCAAACCUCGGCUCACAGGAUUGCGCAAAAACGUUUUGUGGCUAACCGUGCACUUUAUCGUGACUUUUUUUUUGUGUUGCGUGCGACUGAAGUUAGUGUUGCUGAUACUCGAUGUUCUCAAAGUUUGAAACCUGGAGAUAAAAAAAAGAUGAUAAACAAACCGAUUCUUGUAUAAUGAUAAAAAUCUGUGGUUUUUUUCUCAUUUAUUUUUUGAUUAUGUAGAGAUUCGUCCAGUUAAGAAACUCAUUCCUUAAGCAGCUCACCCAUGCCCUUGCUCUAUUUGAUGUGUACUGCACUUGGUUUUUGGCAAGUCUGCUGAUGCAGCUUUUCGGCACCAAUAUUUUGAGUGCAUGCGACACAGAAUGUGCAGUGGUGUGCGCAACUCACUUACACCCUUAAUUACAAAGAGGUGUCAUUUUCAUAGUUAUCAAUACUCUUCAAGUAACACAUUCACCACAAAGUACUCUUUUUUUUUUUUGGCACUGGUUGGAACACACUUUUUUAGGCUUCAUCCUAAUUCUUCAUUUGCACUUUCUCUGCAUAUUUGGAGUUUGUCACUAAACUUUCUUUUCACCUUUUCUGUGCCAAGGAGACCUUUCUUUUGUAAGUGAAAGUGUGACACUUUUCUGUCAUCGAUUUUUUGCUUGCCAUGUUCAAGUUUUUAGCACCUGUUCUAGCCAGUGUUGAGCAGAUAUUUCAUACCUUGGAAAUUCCAAAGCUAUUUAUUGAAUCUUUCUAUACUUUUCCUGUGAUCUGAAGGAUAGCAGCUUCUGAAUCGGGUAUUUCUUUUUAGCUGAGCUUUGUUUAAGGCACUGUUCUAAGUAACUCCUGGGUUAAUGCUCUGUUGUCCUAUUGUCAUGCUUAAAAGAAAUGAGUGUGUAAGGGGACUCCACAGUUAAUAAAAUAUAUAAUUAAUUGAA